GCAGUGCUAUACAUGUAUAUAGACACGGGUCAGUCAGGGUCACUCACCCCCUCAUCGAGUUCAGACAUAUAAGUAAUAUUUAAUCUGGUCAUUUAUAUUAGUUUCAAACAAGACUGUUGUUUGAUGGUCGGUGAAACGAUGUUAUGGUUUAAAUGACACCCAGAGUUGAACAAGGCUCAAUGGGGACCGCACCAUUCUUGCCUGUUCUCUGUUGCCAAUCCUAAUCCUGAUAAAGAGUUGUAAAUAUGGAUGCGGAAGGAGGGACGCAUGUAGGGGGAAAUGAAGGAAAAUUUCCCUCGAGGUUCGUCCCAAGAAGCGCUACAGAUGAAGACGACAGUAUAGAAUCGCCCCAAUUUGAAAAUUCUUUCAAACCAAGCUUCGAAAGGAAUAAUCUUCGAAGCGCGAUCAGAAAUCAGGAGGCGCAAAGUUAUGGCUCAGCUGACGAGUCCUCGUCGUCGGACGACCAGCUACUCAUCCCGAAGAGUGAGCGAGCUCCCUCCAGAGUACAGGGGUUUGAGUCAAGUGAGACAGAGCUGGGGAACGUAGACCACUGUCAUCUACCCAGGACUGACCAGAAAAACUUAUCAACUGCUAGAAAACAACUCAUUGUUGUCUGUGUUUUGAGUGGCAUGUUCAUGAUAGGAGAAAUUGUAGGUGGAAUCUACUCCAACAGUCUUGCACUUCUCACAGAUGCAACACAUUUAGCCAGCGAUUUGGCAAGUUUCAUCAUCAGUUUAUUUGCUCUUUUUGCUACCACAAAAGCCCCCACAGUUCGCAUGACAUUUGGCUACCACAGGGCAGAGGUAGUUGGUGCUCUAGUGAGUGUGUUACUGAUCUGGGUGGCUACAGGAGUGCUGCUGUACUUGGCUGUAGACAGGGUGAUGCACAACCACUAUGAAAUCAUGGGAGAUGACAUGAUCAUCACUGCUGGCUGUGGGGUAGCUUUUAAUAUGAUCAUGGGACUGGUGCUACAUUCAGAGUCUUUUGCAUGCAAAUUCAAUAUAUCAUUUGGUCAUGGUCAUAGUCAUGGAGGUGGUCAUGGUCAUAGUCAUGGAGGUGGUCAUGGUCAUAGUCAUGGAGGUGGUCAUAGUCAUGGUGAUCAUGAUGGUCAUGGUCAGCAGAAAAAGUCAAAGAAAAACCUUGUGAUCCGAGCAGCGUUUAUUCAUAUCCUUGGAGAUCUAAUACAAAGUGUAGGAGUGCUCAUUGCAGCUUAUAUUAUUAGGUAUAAGGUAGUUGGUGCUCUAGUGAGUGUGUUACUGAUCUGGGUGGCUACAGGAGUGCUGCUGUACUUGGCUGUAGACAGGGUGAUGCACAACCACUAUGAAAUCAUGGGAGAUGACAUGAUCAUCACUGCUGGCUGUGGGGUAGCUUUUAAUAUGAUCAUGGGACUGGUGCUACAUUCAGAGUCUUUUGCAUGCAAAUUCAAUAUAUCAGGUGGUCAUGGUCAUAGUCAUGGAGGUGGUCAUGGUCAUAGUCAUGGAGGUGGUCAUAGUCAUGGUGAUCAUGAUGGUCAUGGUCAGCAGAAAAAGUCAAAGAAAAACCUUGUGAUCCGAGCAGCGUUUAUUCAUAUCCUUGGAGAUCUAAUACAAAGUGUAGGAGUGCUCAUUGCAGCUUAUAUUAUUAGGUAUAAGCCAGAAUACAAGAUAGCUGAUCCUAUCUGUACAUUUAUCUUCUCUAUACUAGUAUUAUUUACCACAAUAACAGUGCUACGUGAUGCAUAUUAUUUAAUUAUGGAAGCUGCUCCGAAACAUCUUGACAUCAAGAAGAUCGAGGAAGAUUUGGAGGCCAUUCCCAAUGUCAAGAUGGCACACAGUCUUCAUAUCUGGUCUCUCGCUAUGGACAAACCUGCUGUGACAACACAUCUCGCUGUUGGGCCAGAUGCAGAUCCAUUCAGUGUGUUAAAGCAAGCCACGCGGCUGCUGAGGUCCAAGCAUGGUCUUGUCCACUCCACUGUCCAGGUGGAGCCAUAUGAUGAGGUCAUUAUGCAAUCCUGUGGUCAGUGCCUGGGACCCACCAGGAGACAAAGUCCAAGCAGUCCAAGUGUGUAGUGAUGACCUUUGGAGGAAGUACAUAUCCCAUGUUAUUAAAGAGGGUUUAGAAAACCCCAAACCUGCAAUAUUGAAUUUCUGUGGGAUGUGGGAUUCUCCUGGGAUAUAAAGCUUCCAUGGGAUAUGAGGUUAUUUUGGGUACCACUAUGGUAUAAAACUUUCAGGGUUGAUUAGCAGUGUACGGCCACGUUAUGUUUAACAGCUUAUGUUUAAAAGUUGAAAGCAUUCUCUAUAUUGUGAGAUCCUUUGUGUCUAGUCAUAUUAUAAUUAUUGGCUGUUUUCACUUUCAACUGUAAUGCGUGCCUGUGAAAAUUGCUAGACAACCCAAUAUUGAAUCAAAUGCACAUGGUAUAUGAGAUUACUUAAAAUUUGUUGAUGGAUGAAAUAGUUAGACCACACACUCAUACACACAGCUGAUUUUAAAGCAUUUUUUUGUUCUAAAUGAAAAUUGAUAAAUAGUCAUUAGUCUCACAGAAGAGCAGCAAAUUUGACAUGUCAUUGAAUCAUCAUUGUAAGUAAGAUAAUAUGAGUGUGCUUCACAUUAUGACUUUUUAGACAGACUGGUGUUGGGUACAUAUUACCAGUUUCCCCAGUGUAAUACACUGUCAGCUGUCACUGAAUGAUCCAAGAUAUCAAGAAAAUUUCCCCCUUGCAGAUUUACCCACUUUUGGGUAGCAUAUAGGGAUUAAUCAUCUCAUUUGCUUGGGAAAUAUGGUGGGGGAUGAGGGAAGGUUCUUUCAAUAUACAAGUUCUUCACUGUCCAGGAUAUAAUGAAAAUGUUAAUGUUCAAAAAUGACACUUGUUAAUAAUCAGUACAGUGUAAAUUGGUGACUAAUAUUUGUCAUAAUUUAUCUGGGAUAUCAUGGAGAUAAAAGAAGUUGUUAUCAGUGCGAUUGAGUACUAUCACAAAUUACAAUAGCUUAUUUGUAUUAUGCAGCAUCAGAGAGUAGAGUAUUGAAAUCUGAAAGGUAGGAGUUUCACUAUCCAUUAGCAGUGGAUCUUAUAUUUCCUUUUAACUCUCAAUCUAUUUAGGUACAGCUUUUGUACAUUCACAAGGAUGUGUCUGUCAUGUAUAGUGGCCAUAAAUAAGCCCAAAAGUUCAAAUUUAAAGCCAAAAAUGAAGCAAAGUUCCAUUAAUAUCAUUCCUUGGUAUUAAGUUUAAGUUCGCUUGUUUCUGACUGCAGUCCUUAGUUUUUUUGGUGGUGAAUGUAGAGAAAAUAGGAAAAGGAUAUAAUUCUGUAAUUGAAAGUUACCCAGUUUCUUUACCAACCCUUAGAAAAGGCAACUUUUUAAUCCUAAGGCAUGAGAUGUGGCCCCACGAGGGGUAAAAUCUUAUGGUUAAGGAUGGAUUGAGGAGUGCAACUUUCCAAGAGAUCAUGACAUACGUUGUGUUAUGGCAGUGUAUUUUAGACUGAUAUUCAUACUAAUGAAACCUUGCUGUUGAAGCAAGUUUUCAGGUCCUAGCUUCCUAGUCAGACUUUUACCUCACUAGAGGCAGUGCCAUAAAGAGGCAAAUAAAGUAUGUCUCUGACUCUCUGAAUUAAGAUGGCUUGUCUUUGAAAAAAAUGUUGGUCACUCUUUUGAAUCAAAAUGAAUAUGUAUAAGAGUGAAGAUACAUGUAGGUUUGAUAGGUCAGAACUUACACAUUCACUGUUAAGACUUGCAGCUGAGUUACAUAUACUCACACACUAUGCCUGUAGUACAGGAAUUGAAGGUUAUUCUUCAUAUUUAUUUGUAUAAAAAUACCAAUAUAAUUUUAUGAUAAAAGUGUGGUGCAGUAAUAUAUAUAUAUAUAUAUAAUAGCUUUAUGAUAUCCUAUUGAAAAUAUGUUAAAUAUGAUGAUAUUAUUAAUUCAUGAUUAUAUGUCAAGUCCCAUUUAAAAACCACUUAUUUUAGAUUUUUUUAUUUUGCUGACAUUUUCAAAUUAUAUAUCAGAUGUACUUGGAAUCAGUUUAUUACUUUGCUAAAAGUAAAGGCAGUCAUUUAUUACAUUAUAUACUGACAGACAUAAAUUUCCCUUAAGUUAAUUUCUAUGUCAUACCACUCAAUGUAUUAUCCAGUCAGUAACCUUCAAGUAGGUAGAUAUUUAGGCCUUUGAUUGAAUUCCCAUUACUAAAUGAAUUUAUAAAUCAAUCAAUCAAUAAGUUAAAAGAUAUGAUAUUUAUUGACAUUACCAUGUUUGUUUAUCAAGUUGUGCUUCCAGCUGAUAUACUGUUUUUCCAAAGUUUAUGAAAAAGAAACUAAUUACUUUGUUUAUUGUAUAUUUCAAUGAUAAAACGGUGUGAACAGAUCUGUUUGUUUCAAGUUUUUGUUUUAAACUAUUCAAAUAUACAGAGACAGUUAUUGAGCAGUGUGGGCCAGUUUUGUCCAAUUAUUUUAUGGGCACGAUAUGGCUUAGAAUAUAACAUUAACCUCCAUCCAAAAACAAAUAAAAAAAGUGUUUAGCUUAAUAAAAAAGUAAUAUGUAUCAGUUUAUUCAGAGCUGUAUGUACCUCUUACUGUGAUUAAUCAGAUUUGUUGGCUGUUAUGUGGUGGAUCACUCAUUCUCUGUUCUUUCAGUUUUUUCUCAGCGGAUUAUCUGUAGCUUCACACUGAAUCUCCAUUUAUGCCAGCUUUUAGAGGGUCUGUUUUUGGUCAAAUAAAAAGUAUAUAAUGUAAUAAUAUAAUUUAUCCCAGAGACCAGCACAGACACAGGGAGGCGAU
Molecule: messenger RNA, 4751 nt
Organism: Lingula anatina
Lineage: Eukaryota; Metazoa; Brachiopoda; Lingulata; Lingulida; Lingulidae
Product: proton-coupled zinc antiporter SLC30A2
Biological process (GO): response to zinc ion; zinc ion transmembrane transport
Cellular component (GO): plasma membrane
Molecular function (GO): zinc ion transmembrane transporter activity
Source: RefSeq, a predicted model, not a curated record